This is a messenger RNA of Ostrinia nubilalis (European corn borer), 539 nucleotides long. It is a transcript of the gene RpL24, whose product is annotated as large ribosomal subunit protein eL24. The coding region runs from base 46 to 513 and encodes 155 amino acids. Gene Ontology annotation, molecular function: structural constituent of ribosome; mRNA binding. NCBI's taxonomy places the organism in Eukaryota, Metazoa, Arthropoda, Insecta, Lepidoptera, Crambidae. Gene Ontology annotation, cellular component: cytosolic large ribosomal subunit. The transcript has 5 exons. Gene Ontology annotation, biological process: cytoplasmic translation. The record is from RefSeq and is a predicted model, not a curated record.
AGUGACAAGAACUGUCAACCCUCUUUUCUUUCUGACCAAGUCAAAAUGAAGAUCGGUCUUUGCGCCUACAGUGGAUACAAGAUCUAUCCUGGCCAUGGAAAAACCAUGGUUAAGGUGGAUGGCAAGACUUUCACAUUCUUGAACUCAAAAUGUGAAGCUGCCCACCUCAUGAGGAGGAAUCCUCGUAAAGUGACAUGGACUGUACUCUACAGGCGCAAGUUCAAGAAAGGCCAAGAAGAAGAACAGGCCAAAAAGCGCACAAGGAGGACCCAGAAGUACCAGCGUGCUAUCGUUGGUGCCUCCCUCAGCGACAUCAUGGCCAAAAGGAACAUGAAACCUGAAGUACGCAAGGCUCAAAGAGAUCAGGCCAUCAAAGCCGCCAAGGAGCAAAAGAAAUCUACCAAGGCCGCCAAGAAAGCAGCAGCACCUCCUCAGAAGAGCAAAACCGCACCUAAAGCUAAGGCUGCCAAAGUCAGUCAGAAGUCUGCACCAAGAGUAGGAGGAAAGCGAUAAGAUUCAAAUAAAAUAGUGACUUCAUA